Molecule: messenger RNA, 1009 nt
Organism: Geodia barretti
Lineage: Eukaryota; Metazoa; Porifera; Demospongiae; Tetractinellida; Geodiidae
Source: the annotation of a GenBank genome assembly
CAAAAGAAGACGCAAACGUUUCUGAAGAAUCGAAUAAUGAUGUGUGACAUAUCGAAUAUUAAAUAACGUGAAUUGUAUCGAAUAUUAAAUCACAUAAAUUAUUUUUUAAAUUAUGCCUUUGUGGUAAUUAGAUAUUUAUAAUCUAUGAAAGAAAUGUGAAUUUUUUUGCAAAAUUCUAAAACAGCAAAUCUCUAGUAGUGUAUGUAUGUUUCUCCAUAGGAACUGUAUUUUAGUCUUUUUGUUCCAUAGGAAAUACGAGGAAGACAGUGCUAUGAGACACAUCAUAUCAUUCACAUGUGAUGCUCCCUUUCUUGCAAGUCGCUUGUCUCAGCCGCAAAUAUUGAAUGCAACGGCACAAGAAAAGAGAGAGGAAGAGAGAGAGGGAGAGAAAGAGGGAGAAAAUGGGAAGGAAUUGCAAACUAGCGCAAAGACUAAAACUGAAAGCAGCGAAGUAGGAAAUGAUGCAGCGAAGUGUGGUGAUAGAUCAACGAAAGAGAAUGUAAAGAUGGAAGAAGAAAACGCUGAUGAAGAAAAGAGUGACAGUGUUACUGACUGUGGGCACAUGGAGAAAGAGGAGAGCAGAGAAAUUGCAAAGAAAGUCGAAUUCAUGACUUUGAAAGUCAAAGGUCAGAGCUUCAUGAUUCACCAGAUUCGGAAGAUGGUGGGUCUCGUUAUCGCCAUAGUGAGAGGGUUUGCCCCGGAGACGACGCUCGUUGAGGCUUUUCAAAAGGGGAAGGUUGAUAUUCCUAGAGCACCUGCAUUGGGACUACUUCUGGAGAAUGUGAGCCGUUCAUAUAUACUAUACCAACUUAAUCACUAUCAAAUUACUGGUGGAUCAUAGUACUAGCAGCUCAAGAUAGAUUUAAGUAUAUAAGAGCUAGCAUACGCAGAGUCUGACACGGGCUAGCUACAGUAGUAGAUAGCAUGCGGGAGUAGAUACACGCCCUUCGUUGUGACGUCUUGUGCGCGCAGAUCAAGCACAUCUUGUCGAGGUAAGCCCGUGCUAAUU